AUGAUGAUGGUAAUUAAAAACUCUUCCGUGAAAACUAUGGAAAAUUACCAAGUCAACAACAAACUUACUUCUUGCUUUGAAAAAUGUGCUUUUAAGAAAGGACAAUCGUUUCGUGCCAGAAUUACACAAAUCUAUGACCCUUCAAAAUUUUGGAUGGUUACAAAAUUUCGAGAACUCGAAGUGUUUCAAAAGUACUUGUACUGUGUUGUCUUUACUGAUGGGGGCUAUUAUCGAGGUGUGAUUGUUGGAUUCCCCGUCACUCACCAGAAGGAUCAGGAAGCACAAAUAUACUUCAUUGAUUACGGCAUGUUGAAAAUUGUAGAGAUGAAUAAUAUUUAUUUCAUGACUGAGAAGUUUUGUCAAGUGCCACGUUUUGCUGUGAGAGCGUCCUUAGCAGGAGUGUGUCCUAAAACUACGUCGCAAUGGACUUCUGAGGAUGUCUUCGAGUUUCAUCAAUUGGUAGACAACAAAAUUUUAAUGGGAUUGAUAGUUAAUAUUGACGCAAACAGACAAGUUUUGGAAGUGCAUAUUAGUGAGGAAAAACAUGGUGUUUCUAUGAUUCCAAUCCAUAAAAUGUUAAUUUCACAAAAACGAGCCAGACUUUUUCAUGAUACAGAGGAAACUUUUGACAAAGGUGUUUUACAACCAAAGCUAAAAUACCCCUAUUUAUUUCCUUCACAUGACGCCAUAGAAAGCGGGAAAAUUCCUACCAAUAUCAGUGACGCUGAAUAUCAAAUACAGUUCGCGUCGAUGUCUUCAAUUGUUGAUCGUUAUUAUCAAAAAAGGGAGACCAUUAAUGCUGACUAAAACUUUCAAAUUUGAUGCCACAUUUUUAUGUUGGUAGAUCUGCAUGUCAAUUCACAUUUUUUUAUUAAAGUGUGGUUAUGUUUAUUUUAUAUUUUAUAAAUAAAAAAUAAAAAUUU
Tribolium madens (black flour beetle) is the source of this 923-nucleotide messenger RNA. RefSeq names its product tudor domain-containing protein 1-like. Lineage: Eukaryota; Metazoa; Arthropoda; Insecta; Coleoptera; Tenebrionidae. The transcript has 2 exons. The record is from RefSeq and is a predicted model, not a curated record. The coding region runs from base 1 to 807 and encodes 268 amino acids.